Papilio xuthus (Asian swallowtail) is the source of this 531-nucleotide messenger RNA. Its product is annotated as larval/pupal rigid cuticle protein 66-like. The coding region runs from base 71 to 469 and encodes 132 amino acids. The transcript has 2 exons. Gene Ontology annotation, cellular component: extracellular matrix. The record is from RefSeq and is a predicted model, not a curated record. NCBI's taxonomy places the organism in Eukaryota, Metazoa, Arthropoda, Insecta, Lepidoptera, Papilionidae.
GUCUUUAUGAAUACAUCAGAUCAUCAGAAGCCUUCCUAACAUUAACAACUGUUAACUCAACAAUCGAACAAUGCUUGCGAAGUUCGUUAUCCUUUUCGCCCUUGCGGCUGCUUGUGCUGCGGAUUACUCCCAGUUCUCAUACGGUGUAGCGGACCCUUACACCGGCGACUUCAAGAACCAGAUCGAGACCCGCGCCGGAGACAGAGUCCGUGGCCAAUACUCCCUGCUUGAUGCUGAUGGCACCCGCAGGACUGUAGAUUACGCCGCCGGUGCUGAGGGCUUCAACGCCAACGUGAGGAAGGACCCUGCCCUCAUCCCCGCCGCGACCGCAGCCUACGCCGCACCCGCCUACCCAUACGGAUACGGAUAUCCUUAUGGAUACAACAACCUCGGUUACGGAUACAACUUUGGUUAUGGAUAUGGUGCCCCUGCAUACGCUGGACCAUACGCUUUCAGAAGGUUCUACUGAACAAACGGAUUGUAAUAGAUGGACUAGAUAAUGUUUUAAAUAUAUGCGCUUUAAAUUUUAAA